UCUCGCAAAGUCAAUGGGGUCCCGUACAACUGUCCAGCUUCAUUCAUGAUUGGAUAAUUCUCAUCGACGCCGAGUAGCCGGGCGAAGCUGUAUAUGUACAAUACAGGUAUGUAGCAAGGUCUAGCUACGGGUUAUCCCUUCCGCAAGCAUAGGACAUGCAUAUGCAGCCUGAUGGCCCCUGAGAAGAUGGCGGCCAAAAAAGCCAUCAUUUGUCGGUUGCGUCUUAAAGGCAUCUUCCAGCUUUGCUCAUUUACUUGUCCUCCAUGAUAUCGAAGUUCCCCUUGUUCGAAAAUAUUUAUCUGAAGUCGUCAAAUAUAUGAGGAAUCCGUCUUGGCUAUCUUAUAUCAGAUACUUAUGGUUGUACGGAAUACAAUCCAUGUCUAUUACAUUGUCAAGGACUCGCAUUUCUAUAGCUUGAUUUGAACACCCUUUGCAUCAAGAGGCUGAAGGAUCACGGAGCGAUAAUGUCUACUCAUUACUAUCCACCGCCUCCCGGCACCAAUGGCCCACCAGCAUCACAGGGGAACUAUCAACCGCCUACCUCUCCUCCUGCGAACAAGUCCAAAUUCUACCCGCCGCCGCCAAGCACACCCGGUUACGCUGGACAACAGACUCACGGACAAGGCUAUCCUACACCUCCGCAACAAACGUACACAGCUCCUCCACAACAACAAUAUCCUGCGCCCCCACAACAAGGCGUAUCUCCACCGCCCAAAGCUAUAACGCCUAUUUACCAACCUCCGCCUCCUCAGCCAGCACAACAUGGAGCCCUGCCGAUUCGAAAUGAAGGUGCUCCCACGCCACCAAAUGGAGCCGCGCCCGCAUACGGGGAUAUAGUACACAACGUCCCAGAGGGGUUCCCGAACGAGAAGGCACAGAGUAUUCUAGGAACGGGGCCGGCGCAUUCUCGGGCAGCAUCAAAUCCUGUGGCAGCGCCUCCGCCUACGCAGGGGCCUCCAGCCGCGCAAUUCCAAGGCGCCGCCGCGACUUUAGACGAUGUGGGAACGUUCAAUGGCGGCUCAUACCGCAUCAGUCAUAGGGACUGUAAUACGAUAAUCACGAUCCAACUGGCGAUGGGAUGCCCGAUAGCCGCGAAGCCUGGAGUACUGAUUGCUAUGAGCCCCACUAUCACGCUGAAGGGCGAGUACAAGUUCAGCAUGAAGAAAUUGAUGGCCAGCGGCAGCGAGUUAGGUCACUCGACAUUUAUCGGCCCCGGUGAGCUGCUGCUGGCGCCCGGUAUGCUCGGCGAUAUGACCACCAUCCGUUUAACAGGAGAGGAAUCGUGGAGCGUUGGCAAAGAUGCUUACGUUGCUAGCACUCAAGGCGUCAUCCGCGACUAUAAGCGCCAAGGACUCGGUAAGGCUAUGUUUAGCGGGGAAGGUCUAUGGGUGCACAAGAUUAGUGGUGUUGGUCUGCUCUGGAUCACUAGUUUCGGCGCAAUUAUCCGCAAGGAUCUUGCUGACGGCGAGAAGUAUAUCGUUGACAACGGACAUCUGGUUGCUUGGAACGUUAAAUAUGUCAUGGAACGUGUAGCUAGCGGCGGCAUCAUAGGAGGACUUGCUAGCGGAGAGGGGUUGGUCUGUAAAUUUACAGGACCUGGCACCGUGUUCCUCCAAACGAGAAACCCGAGAGCGUUCAGUGCCUAUAUGGCGGGCAACGCGACACCGCCGUAAAGGCAUAUACUAACGAAGCUACCAUUCGACUAAAAAUUGAUGUUUCUAGUUGUGUUUAUAGGAAAACUACAUGUAGCGUUUGGGAAUCCAUGAAUUGGAUAUGUACCUUUUAAUGUUCCCCUUGCCUUAGUUAAGGGGUGUUUGUAAUGGAAUAUGUUUACUCUCUGAGCUUAAGCACGAAUAUUACGUAAGAUUUGUAGGUUAGUUGCUUUCAGCUGGCAGACAACUGCCACUUAUCAGACAUUCUUUAAAUAUCACAACCUACAUAGCCCCCCCCGUACAUUGUACAUACAUCCAAC
Messenger RNA from Daldinia vernicosa, 1972 nucleotides. RefSeq names its product DUF124-domain-containing protein. Lineage: Eukaryota; Fungi; Ascomycota; Sordariomycetes; Xylariales; Hypoxylaceae. Bases 465 to 1673 code for a protein of 402 amino acids. The transcript is spliced from 5 exons. The record is from RefSeq and is a predicted model, not a curated record.